AUGCACUGCCCAGUGGCUAUAGGCCUCAGCAAGGGCCACAAGGUGACCAAGAACAUGAGCAAGCCAAGGCACAGCCACCACCAUAGGCACCUAACCAACCACACCAAAGUUUCACAAGACAUGAUCUGGCAGGUGUGUAACUUCACCUGGUAUGAGUGCUGUGUCAUGGAGCUACUCAGGGUCUCCAAGUUCAUCAGGUUCAUCAAGAAAAGAAUAGGGACACAUAUCAAGGCCAAGAGGAAGCAAGAGGAGCUGAGCAGCAUCUUGGCCACCGGGAGAAAAGGGGCCACCAAGAGGGACUAUGCAUCCCUCUCUACAUAA
Molecule: messenger RNA, 321 nt
Organism: Ochotona princeps (American pika)
Lineage: Eukaryota; Metazoa; Chordata; Mammalia; Lagomorpha; Ochotonidae
Product: large ribosomal subunit protein eL36-like
Exons: 1
Coding region: 1-321 (106 amino acids)
Biological process (GO): cytoplasmic translation
Cellular component (GO): ribosome; cytosolic large ribosomal subunit
Molecular function (GO): structural constituent of ribosome
Source: RefSeq, a predicted model, not a curated record